ACUUUGUUUUUGGUGUACAGCUGGAUGCUUGUGGUGGUGGGGGUGGACAUUGACUUGACCCACUGUUAAGUUUCCCAUCUCUUUUCCUCCCAUUUCAGUCCAUUCUCUUUUAUCUCAUCUGCUUCCCUGCCUUUUCCGAUCAUGGCUUCAUCUGAUGGUACACAGAAAAUUUCUGAAGAGAAGUUUGACAUUGAGAAAAUCAUAGAUGGCAUAGAAUCCUUGCUUCGGCGUCUUCCAAAAGUCGAGCACUCUGCCACCGGGCUCACACCUAACAACACGGACCGCAACAGUGUCAGUGACGGCAACCCGAACAAUGGCAACAACGGCGGAAACAUCCCCAGCAAUCAAAAGAAUGAGACCGACAAAAAUAAGAAUGGCCCCAACGUUUCAGAUCAGGAUCUAUGCGCUUGGAUCCGGACUCUGCUUACCUUCGUGAGCAGUGCCGAUAAUAAGGAGAACAACUCGGAGGCAAAGGACAGCGUCAAUAGCAACAGAAGCAGCAACGACAGCAGCAAUCAAUCUAAAAUGGAGAGAAUAAGGAAAACGCUUACUCAAGUGAAAGCUGCCUUGAUUGAACUCAAGAAACUUGAAGAAGGUGAGCUGGGAAAACUAAUACAGCCUCAUCUGCGACGUGUCGAAGUCAUCCUUGGACCUCAGGCACCAGCUCCUGCUGAUUCCUCUUCAUUUACACUAACUGAAGCCAACCUUCGAGAAAUCUCCAAGGAAAUUAUGAAGAUAAAGAACCAGAUUCCAUCACUGCUCAAACUCUCCCAAACGGGUCCCGGAUCUUACAACAAUUCAGAGACGAUCAAGAACUCCGAUGCCUGCAGUGCCUUCCAUGGAAAUCUCAACCCACACAAAAGUAAAAGCUUUCUGAAUAGCUCCUUUUACCGUGAAAUUGAGGAAAUUUAUGCUGACCUUAAUGAUGUACAUGAGAAAUUCUUUUUGGCGUGCUUCGCAAUGCUACCGGAAAAUGCCGUGGUGAAGAGGAGGCUUUUGACAUAUUGGUGGGUCGGAGAGGAAGAAGUGAAAACUUCAACUGAUGGAGGAAAGACAGCCGAGCAUGGUGUUGAUCAAAUUCUGAAGAGAUUCAGAGAGAAGGGAUUAAUCAAGCCUGCUAAGAAAGAGCUGAGAGGGGAAGCUAAAAGCUAUAGAAUGGAUCCUCUAGUGCGCUCUGUUGUGAUUAAGCUUUCCGGGAACGAGUUCUUUGCUUUUAAUGAUGAUGGAAUUCUGACCGGGAAUCUCUCGGAAACAAAUAGGGCUUGUGUUACAAAGUCUUCUGUGCCUCUCGACACAGUGUUAACAAAAGAACAGGCGCAGAAACAGGUGGUAAAUUUUGAAGAGGAAAAUCUUAUCACGAUAUUCAAUGUAAAUGAGCCAUUUCCUGAUCUCAAAUUGCAGCUUUUAGCAAAGAAGAAAGAAGCAAGUCUGGUGGAAUGGUUAUCGAAGAUGAAAAAAGUUAAAGUCCUUUAUCUGGGAAGAUGGGAGAAAUCCGCUACCUAUCACAUAGAGGUGGAGAGCAUUGACUUCUUAAAAGGGUUGAAGAGUAUGAAAGAGUUAAGGCUUCUUAGCCUUCAAGGGAUCUCCAGAAUUAACGAGCUUCCCAGUUCUAUAGGAAAGCUCAGCAAUUUGAUGAUCUUAGAUGUGAAGGCAUGUCAUAAUCUGGAGGAACUUCCGCAGGAGAUAUCCAAACUCAAGAACCUGACAUACCUGGAUGUUUCAGAUUGUUAUAUGCUGGAUCGGAUGCCAAAGGGGCUAUCUUCCCUCUCCAAACUCCAAGUCCUUAAGGGGUAUGUUAUUGGGAAUCCGCAAAGCGGAAGCUUCGGUACCUUGGAUGAUUUGAAAGAUUUAAAGCAUUUGAGGAAACUGACAAUCAGCGCAAGCAGCCACGACUUCCCUACUCGAAAAGACCUGCUUGCUCUCAACAAACUUGGAACCGAGGGGGCGCUUCGAAAGCUGACAUUAGCAUGGGGAUCAAAGCAAGGCGCUGUUGCACAAAAGCCAUCAAGGGUACCCACCAUUAGAAAAACCGUCAGCAAUUUGCUACAAAGGACCUCAACGAAGAGUAGUAGUUGCGAAAUUGCGGAGCUUCCUGAGAAAUUGGAGAAACUGGAUCUUCAGUGUUGCCCAGAGACAAAGAUACCUGAUUGGCUGGUACCUAGCAAAAUGAAUAGCCUAAAGAAACUCUUCAUUAGAGGAGGAGGGCUCGAAACUCUGAAGAAUGACAAGUGGACUGUUGAGACUUUAUGUUUGAAGUACUUGAUUGGUUUGAAGAUAGAUUGGAUAGAAUUGAAGCAAAGAUUUCCAAGGUUGGCUUACCUGGAGAAAGUCGGAUGCCCAAGGAUCACUUUCUGCCCUUGCGAUGAGGAUGGGGUAUGGAAGAAGCCUACAUCAAAAUGAAUUAUAGCAGUUCCAAUGACCAAAAAAAGUGAAAAUUAUAUAUUGUGAAAUGGUUAUUGUUUUCUGCUCAAUGGACAAUGUUAGAACAUUGUUGUAUGUUUGUUCCUACUAGUUUUGAGCAUCUGAUUUCUUAUGUUGCUUAAAUGUUUGCACCUCCAUGAGCAAUAUGUGAGAAUAUCUUCAUGGUGGAUCCUUC
Molecule: messenger RNA, 2596 nt
Organism: Carya illinoinensis
Lineage: Eukaryota; Viridiplantae; Streptophyta; Magnoliopsida; Fagales; Juglandaceae
Product: disease resistance RPP13-like protein 4
Exons: 1
Coding region: 142-2400 (752 amino acids)
Source: RefSeq, a predicted model, not a curated record